Messenger RNA from Williopsis jadinii, 725 nucleotides. RefSeq names its product mitochondrial 54S ribosomal protein bL32m (gene MRPL32). The transcript has a single exon. Gene Ontology annotation, cellular component: mitochondrial large ribosomal subunit. Gene Ontology annotation, molecular function: structural constituent of ribosome. The coding region runs from base 25 to 573 and encodes 182 amino acids. The record is from RefSeq and is a predicted model, not a curated record. NCBI's taxonomy places the organism in Eukaryota, Fungi, Ascomycota, Saccharomycetes, Phaffomycetales, Wickerhamomycetaceae. Gene Ontology annotation, biological process: translation.
CACGUGCUUUCUUCUCUAUUACAAAUGUCUCUUAGCAUCAACCUUGGAAAGCUCGCUGCUGGGCUGAGCUUCCCACGUCUUCCUGAGAUUAGAGUGACGAUACCUAAUCCGUUUGUAUCCACAACAAGCACUUCGAACGCUGUGCAAGCUUCGCCAGACUUGCAAAGACGCUUACAGGAGUACUUGGAGAACAGACCUGUUGAGGAGUCGUUCUUCAUUGACAAUGGGCUGCUGAGAGCUGUUCCUAAGAAGAAAGUGACCUACAACAGAAAGAGACAGAGACAGUUGAAGCCAACCUUAAAACAGCUUCCAUACCUCCACCACCUGAACCGUUGUCCAUCGUGUGGACACACCAAAAGGGCAAACACCCUGUGCAUGCACUGUGUGCUACAGAUCAAGAACCUGUGGAAGCAAGAUUCCAAGGGGGAGAGCGAGAUCGUCGAGCAGGUGCUGGAUCCAGUUGAUAAGAAGGUGUUGUACCCAGGCAAGAAGCAGACCGAGUAUGAGAAGGAGCUGGAGAAGAAGGAGUACGUUUUGCGCCGCUCAAGAAGCUUACCACUGUCUAGAAAAUGAGUCCAAGCACUCGGCGAAGAAAGCAUCUAUAGGAGAGGCAUAUAGCUAACAACAUGUAUAUAGCACUAGUGUUACACUUAUUCACGCGUAGACGGGACUUGUACCACGCAAAAUGACAGGAAAAUGUUCAUAUUAUACGGAUUACACUGAAA